Danio rerio (zebrafish) is the source of this 2722-nucleotide messenger RNA. Lineage: Eukaryota; Metazoa; Chordata; Actinopteri; Cypriniformes; Danionidae. The record is from RefSeq and is a predicted model, not a curated record.
CUGAGCAAGUGAAACUAGCCCACAUUUUUUCUUGCAUAUUAUUUAGUGUUCAAACAGCAAAAGGUGUUUUGUACUGUAUACUUUAUACACUGUAUAAGUUCACUAAUAAUUUACUGCAUACUAUUCACGGUCACAUAGUGUGGCUUUUUCCUGAACAUUUACUUGAAAUAAAACACUGACUGGUUCCCUGACGAAGAAGUCAAAACAGUGAUACUCUUUGGCGUUUAUCUGUCACUACAGCACGAGACAGACAGUGAGAGAAUAAUUUUUCUGCAUGGUUUACUUUGCCGAGAGGCUGAGACUGUCUCCCUCGGGAUCCCGUCAGAUGCGGGGACUGUGUGAGAAGACAUGCCUAUGUGCAUGCGUGAGCGAGAGAGAGAGCUAGAGCGAGGGAAAGAGCAUGUGUGUGCACACAUAAAGGAAAGGGGCAGAGUGUGAGUGCGAGCGCAGAUGAUGCUGCUUGUGGAAGGACAUGGUGCUGCUUUUGGCUUUCCUUCCUGUGCUACAAGAUUUUCUCCACUAAGCUUUGACCUCUGUGUUCUGUCAGUCUGGUAUCUCACCUUCUCGGAGAGACUCAGAACGACAAAGGGAAGGGAGGAGGGUGGAACAGGCAGAGGAUAUCAUGUGUGUGCUAUAACUAAGGACAAGAAGCAGACAGAGUUGGAGAAGACAGGAGAGAAGACACAAGGCAGAAGCUGCAGACAUCAUCUCUUUACUGGCCAGAACGGACAACAAAGACAAGAGGGGUAUAGCCUCUGAAGCUGGCGAUCUGCCUCGUUAUUUCACCGAUUCCAUGUGCCACUGACAUUGCAUCGAAGGCAAAUAGGAUGUCUGUCUCUGGAAAAAAGGAGUUUGACGUGAAGCAGAUCCUCAGGCUCCGUUGGCGCUGGUUCAGCCACAGCACUCAGACCUCAGCUGGGAACGGGGGCUAUAUUCAGCAGGAGGGUUUUGAUCACCGAGGAACACCGGUCCGGCUGAAGAGUCACUCUCGGGACAGAGGAGGACUCCGUAAGAGCAACAGCCCAGUGCACAGCAUUCUGGCUCCGAACCCUGGACCCACAUCUGUUUAUGCCAGGCCGGGCAAUCAAUCAUGGCAUCAGCAAAACAUCAUCCAGCAGCUCCAAGCUAGCGAGGAGCUUCCCAAGAGCAACUCACCUUGCAAAGAGGAGGCGAAGAGCGGCCAUGAGGAUGUAAAGAGCAAUUCAGAGGAUCCCUCUGAGGAGGAAGCCACAGACAGGUUGGCUUUGAGCAGUUUCUCUAGGAUGAGCUCCAACUGCUCAGAUGAGUUUUUCCAGGCCACAAAUCAUGCGGAACAGACCUUUCGAAAGAUGGAAACCUAUCUUCAGCACAAGCAGCUGUGUGAUGUACUUUUGAUAGCUGGAGAUCACAAGAUCCCUGCACACAGACUUGUCCUGAGUGCAGUUUCAGACUACUUUGCUGCCAUGUUCACCAAUGAUGUGAGGGAGGCCAAACAAGAGGAAAUUAAAAUGGAGGGUGUUGAUCCUGAGGCGCUGAGAGCACUGGUUCAUUUUGCAUAUACUGGAGUCCUGGAGCUAAAAGAGGAGACGAUUGAAAGUCUUUUAGCUGCCGCUUGUCUCCUCCAGCUCUCACAAGUUAUUCAGGUCUGCUGCAACUUUCUGAUGAAACAACUGCACCCGUCCAACUGCCUGGGGAUUCGUUCGUUUGCUGAUGCUCAGGGAUGCACGGAUCUUUUAAAAGUCGCUCACAACUACACUAUGGAACAUUUUCUAGAGGUCAUUCAGAAUCAGGAGUUCCUCUUGCUGCCCACAAUGGAAAUUGUCAAGCUUUUGGCAAGUGAUGACAUCAAUGUUCCAGAUGAAGAAACUAUUUUCCAAGCCCUGAUGAUGUGGGUUCGCCAUGAUGUGCAGCAUCGACAGCAGGAUCUGGGAGUGUUGUUGGCAUAUAUCCGACUUCCUCUUUUACCACCCCAGCUUCUUGCGGAUCUGGAAAACAAUAAGAUGUUUUCUGAAGACCUGGAAUGUCAGAAGCUCUUGAUGGAAGCCAUGAAAUACCAUCUUCUGCCAGAGCGCCGUCCCAUGUUACAGAGCCCAAGAACCAAACCACGAAAAUCCACUGUUGGAUCACUGUAUGCUGUUGGAGGAAUGGACGCCUCUAAAGGGUCUACAACAAUAGAGAAAUAUGACCUUCGCACAAACAGAUGGAUCCAAGUUGGCGUCAUGAAUGGACGAAGACUUCAGUUUGGGGUAGCAGUGAUCGAUAAUAAACUCUAUGUGGUAGGAGGACGAGAUGGGCUCAAGACCUCAAACAUGGUGGAGUGCUACAACCCAAUAACUAAAGUGUGGUCCACCAUGCCUCCAAUGUCAACCCACAGACACGGAUUAGGAAUUGCUGUGCUCGAGGGCCCCAUGUAUGCAGUGGGAGGUCAUGACGGAUGGAGCUAUUUGAACACAGUAGAAAGGUGGGACCCGCAGGCCAGGCAGUGGAAUUAUGUGGCCAGUAUGUCGACCCCGCGCAGCACUGUCGGAGUCACCGCUCUCAAUGGAAAGUAAGGAAUUCAUUUCUGCACCAUGAUUGUAAAAAUCACUUUUCCUUACAGAAUAUCUAAAAAAUCGAGCAUAAUUAAAUUCACUCUGGGUCUAAAAUAAAUGCCUGCCAAGCGUAAAAUGUGAGUUUAAAUUGGUUUUGGCAGGUAUAUCAAAUGAUGUUAAUCGCCAGUUCAAUGGUAACUUUUUAAAUUAAG